UCCUGUUCCGUCGACACCGGUUAUUUCCGCGCAUGCGUGCUCCUUCGGAGGAUGCUGAGCUGUCGCCUGUAAGAGACCCAGCUACACGGCGGCUUUCCCCUUAUUUGAAAGUCCGGCGGCGGCUUCCUCUUCCGUCCCUUCCCGUUUUUGUUGAAGGAGCGCCUGGAAACAAAGCGGCAGCGGUCUGAACCAGAGGAGGGCCUAAGUGACAGGAUUCUAACUAUGUCUGAUAAAAGUGAACUGAAGGCAGAGUUAGAACGUAAGAAACAACGCUUGGCUCAAAUAAGGGAGGAGAAAAAAAGAAAAGAAGAAGAAAGAAAGAAAAAGGAAACUGAUCAGAAGAAAGAUGCCGUUCCUGCACAAGAUGAGUCUGACCUUGAGAAAAAGAGACGGGAAGCAGAAGCUUUGCUUCAGAGCAUGGGUUUAACACCUGAUACUCCCAUGGCUGUGCAACCUCUACGACUAGUAACAGCGGAUACCUGUCUGUUUCACUAUUUAGUCCCUCCUCCUAUGUCUCCAUCUUCGAAAUCUGUGAGCACACCAAGUGAGGCCGGAAGCCAGGAUUCUGGUGAUGGUGCUGUUGGUUCAAGACGUGGACCUAUUAAACUUGCAAUGUCCAAAAUUACUCAAGUUGACUUUCCUCCUCGAGAAAUGGUCACAUAUACAAAGGAGACCCAAACUCCAGUUAUGACUCAGCCUAAAGAAGACGAGGAAGAUGAAGAUGAUGUAGUUAUACAAAAACCACCAGUUGAACCUGAGGAAGAAAGCAUUUUGAAAAAGGAAGAAGAGGAAGAAGUUGCCCCUCAUGAACUAACAGAAGAAGAAAAGCAACAAAUUUUGCAUUCUGAAGAGUUUUUGAGCUUUUUUGAUCAGUCUACAAGAAUUGUAGAAAGAGCUCUUUCUGAGCAAAUUAAUAUUUUCUUUGACUACAGUGGCCGGGACUUAGAAGACAAAGAAGGAGAAAUUCAGGCAGGAGCUAAACUAUCCUUAAACAGACAGUUUUUUGAUGAACGUUGGUCAAAGCAUCGUGUUGUUAGUUGCUUGGACUGGUCAUCUCAGUACCCAGAAUUGUUAGUAGCAUCUUACAACAACAAUGAAGAUGCUCCUCAUGAGCCUGAUGGAGUGGCCCUUGUCUGGAAUAUGAAAUAUAAGAAAACAACUCCAGAAUAUGUCUUUCACUGCCAGUCAGCUGUUAUGUCUGCUACAUUUGCAAAAUUUCAUCCAAAUUUGGUGGUUGGUGGCACAUACUCUGGACAAAUUGUGCUCUGGGAUAACCGUAGCAAUAAGCGAACACCAGUUCAGAGAACUCCCCUUUCAGCUGCUGCUCACACGCAUCCUGUAUAUUGUGUAAAUGUUGUGGGGACACAGAAUGCUCAUAACCUUAUCAGCAUUUCUACUGAUGGGAAGAUUUGCUCAUGGAGCCUGGAUAUGCUAUCACAGCCUCAGGAUAGCAUGGAGUUAGUUCAUAAGCAAUCCAAAGCUGUUGCUGUCACUUCUAUGUCUUUCCCUGUUGGAGAUGUCAACAACUUUGUCGUUGGAAGUGAAGAGGGCUCUGUCUACACAGCAUGUCGCCAUGGCAGCAAAGCUGGAAUCAGUGAGAUGUUUGAAGGCCACCAAGGACCCAUUACAGGUAUCCAUUGCCAUGCAGCAGUUGGACCUGUAGACUUUUCACAUCUAUUUGUAACCUCUUCUUUUGACUGGACUGUAAAGCUUUGGACAACUAAGAACAACAAACCUCUAUAUUCCUUUGAAGACAACUCAGAUUAUGUUUAUGAUGUGAUGUGGUCACCCACUCACCCUGCCCUCUUUGCUUGCGUAGAUGGAAUGGGAAGACUUGAUCUAUGGAAUCUCAACAAUGAUACUGAGGUACCAACAGCAAGCAUUACCGUAGAUGGAAAUCCAGCCCUUAAUCAUGUAAGAUGGACAAAUUCAGGACGUGAGAUUGCUGUGGGAGAUUCCGAAGGACAAAUAGUAAUUUAUGAUGUGGGAGAGCAAAUUGCUGUUCCCCGAAGUGAUGAGUGGACCCGUUUUGGUCGGACGUUAGCUGAAAUUAAUGCAAACAGAGCUGAUGCAGAAGAGGAAGCGGCAACUCGAAUUCCUUCUUAAAAUUUUACAGUGAAUUUUGGAAUGAGCUACAAGAGCUUCAAUGUAGUAGCAUGUUCUAGCCUGCAGCAGCAACUUGAACGUGAAAACGGGCAGUCAACUAUGGAUUUGAAAGAUUACUGAAGCAGAUCUUGUGAAGUUGCUUUUUAAAAGCUAAAUCACAUAUUAUUAAUCUAAUCUGCAUAAAUUAAUAUUUAUCCUAACUUGGCAAAUUGUAUCAUCAGUUGAAACACUACUUAUAUUGUAUAUUUAAAGUUACUUAGGCUGCCCAACUUUCAAUGGGAUUUAAGUAAGUUAUGUAAACCUAUCUGGGAUGGGGGGUGGGAAUUAUGGAACUGCUUAGAGUUAGUUACACAUGUAUCUGUUCACAGCAACCUUUAUCCUAUAUGUUAUACAGUAGGUCCCAUGGUGGUAGAUCAUGAAAAGGAAUAAAAAUAAUCUAUUAAACUUUUUUUUAAUUAAUGGAAAAUUUCUAAAAUCCCUUGAAUUUUUUGUCAAAUCUGUGUAGUUAAUAAGAAUUCUUUAUAAAUAAAAUACGACAUUUUUCUCAUAUGUAUCCAUUUAAAAGACUUGGGUUUUUUAAUAGGAUUGUGUUACAGGCUAAUAAUUCACACGAAAUUUGUAGGGGGAAAAGGAAUCUAAAAUGUACUUUCUAUUUAUGCUUAUAAUAAAAAUAAAGGGUACAAAUGAUUUUUAGGUUUAAGACUUCAUCUUAAAUUAUUGAAAUGGAUAUAGCUUGCACAAUUCUACCCAAAAAGAAAAAGAAAAUCUUUUUGAAAUCCAUAGAAUAAUCUCUAAUUUUGUAGGCACUUUUCUAAAAUUUAAGAAGCAACACUUCAUUUUUGUAUAGUAAACUCGCAAUCUCAUGUAACCAGGAAUAGAACAAUUUCUCUAGUUUCUAGCCAGUUUAGAUUACUUGUAGAAAUAUUAAAAAUAAAGCUUCAAAUAUUUUAGUACAAUUGUAACAUUUUGUAAAUUAACCAGCAAAUUGGCCGUAAAGUAAGGCAUCUUAACCUUCAAGAUUUUGCAUUGCUAUAAAGUUGAUUUCGCCAUUGAUGGUAGUUUCAUUUUUUUGUAAAUGCCAGUUACUGUCCUGUGCAAUAAGACUUUUUUACAUUUGUAAUUUAAAUGCUUUGAAAUAACUGCUUACAGGCUUUUACAUAUAGUUGCUUAGAAUGAGUGGCCAACCUGUGGCUUGAAUGUCACAUAUAAACCUUUUCCUGUUCCUUCUCUCCCCUCCCUCCCCCCCCCCCAUAUACCUGAUUUGUGUUGCCUUAAUUGAGAAGUAAAAUGGCAUAUUUCAGGGAUAUGUUUGGGAGUGGGGAAGAAUGUGUAAAAUAAGUCAGUAUAUAUUGGAGAAAAGCUGCAUAUAGUCACACAGAUAAGUCCAUUGGCAGAUUUGCUGACUCUGAAAUUUUUAACCAAAAUGUCAUGAAAAAUGUGCCUACCCUCAAUAUUUUUGUAUGAUUUAGUUUUCACAAUUGCCUUAUCAGCAGUUGGUGCAUUUUUCAUGAUAUUUGGGUUAAAAUUUUCAGGAUCUGCUCAUCCAGAUUAGAGUAUCUGCAAGUAUAUGAGAGAUAUAUGGUAUUUUAAAGAAGUUGUGGGAACAAUCUAAAAUACAUAGAUAUAAAAUCUAAAAUAUACUGACAGAUAAGGCCAUCUGCAGAUAAGCCAGAACCAUUUUUGGGGGUGGAUUUUGGUCCCUAAACUCUUGCGUUAUCUGCCACUAUAUACAGAAGGCUGAACAUUUCAAUCCUGUUUCUUCCACCAUGGCAUCAUGAGGCACUCUGCAGCCAUCAGUGUUAUUUAAAAAAAGGGUAGCCAUUUGAAGAAUAAAGUUGCUUACUUCCAAGAUAGGACACAGGAUAGUCUGGUUCAGGUGGAACCUUUAAAAUGAUACACAUAGAUACAAAAUAUUGUCUAUAACAGACAAAUAUUUUAAAAAUGAUUUUGUAUUAGUAAUCAGAUUUUCCAGCCUUUGGGAAGGAUGGGGAUUUUUUUGCAGGCUUUUUGCCCCAUUUUCCUAUGAGGCUUCCAAUUGAGAAGUGAGGGGAGGGAGUUGCCUUACAGUUCUGGACUUGAGGGUAGUUGGUGGUGAUUGGCAGUUUCCUUGGAGGGAUCUAUUAAUUGGUUGCUGGGAAUGGUGUCUCUAUUUUAAUGGGUUUACUGCAUUCUGCCUGAGAUCUGGAUCAGGCAUCUGAGUGAGUGGUAGAUUUUAACCAGGUCUAUUGAACCGUUGAUAGUUCAUUACCUCAGUAUUGAUCUCCCAAAGACAGAGAACCUCAUUCUAAGUCAGUCUUGCAUUUUGUAUCUAGCACUUUUAUAUUCUAAUUUUUGGAACCUGUGUCUGCCUACAGGACCUUAUGUAUGGACCUUAUAACAGAGUUCCUUUUAUAGAUAAGCCCCCAAUUAAGGAGGAAAUAGUCACAUGGGUACAUUGCCUGAAAUUCUGUUGCCCUUGCAUAUUGCCAUGACUUCAUCAAGUAGCUCUCCUUGCAUUCACCUAAUUACUGGCCAGACAAUGAGACCCCAUUUCCAGGUCUUAAAAACAUGCUUCAUUCCCCCCCACCUUCAAUCUAUAAUGGGGAGACCAGAGAGAUUACUAACUCUUCAGCUUCUUUGGGCUUUUUAAAAAUUGUACACAUACUCCUAAAAAAACUCCCUAAACAUCAGAGUAUUAGAAUAUUAUUGAGCAGUAACGUUGGUAGGUUAAUUUUACCUUCUUUAAAACUUAGUCUCUUAAAGAUUUGGUGUCAAAGAAAAGGCUCUGGUUUUAAAUACAUUUUAUUGUCACAUGAUUUUUAGUAAAACACUUUCAAAACAGUCUGUACAUUUCAAACUAUUUAGAACUGCAAUAUCUGUUUCUAGAAAUGCAACUGCAAUUUCAAUGCUGUAAUGAUGUCUCUGUACAAAGAUGUACAAUAUGUACAGUAACAUGGAGUGCAAGCUGUGCAAAGCCAAGCCCUGUGUACUAAUUCAAGCCAUCAGAAG
This is a messenger RNA of Thamnophis elegans (Western terrestrial garter snake), 5094 nucleotides long. RefSeq names its product dynein cytoplasmic 1 intermediate chain 2 (gene DYNC1I2). Bases 223 to 2106 code for a protein of 627 amino acids. Gene Ontology annotation, molecular function: dynein light chain binding; dynein heavy chain binding. The record is from RefSeq and is a predicted model, not a curated record. Gene Ontology annotation, cellular component: cytoplasmic dynein complex. Gene Ontology annotation, biological process: transport along microtubule. The transcript is spliced from 16 exons. NCBI's taxonomy places the organism in Eukaryota, Metazoa, Chordata, Lepidosauria, Squamata, Natricidae.